Fusarium verticillioides 7600 is the source of this 1676-nucleotide messenger RNA. RefSeq lists its product as hypothetical. Lineage: Eukaryota; Fungi; Ascomycota; Sordariomycetes; Hypocreales; Nectriaceae. Gene Ontology annotation, molecular function: oxidoreductase activity, acting on paired donors, with incorporation or reduction of molecular oxygen; monooxygenase activity. The record is from RefSeq and is a predicted model, not a curated record. Bases 82 to 1536 code for a protein of 484 amino acids. The transcript is spliced from 4 exons.
AUCGCAGUUCCUCCAUCUCCAUGAGCGGCUGCAAAGCAAUCUGUUAUUUCUGACUGACUUAUUACCUCCUUUACAACUAAAAUGACGUCCAACCCAUUACAGAACGGGAGUGCGACCGACAACAGCAAUAAUGAUAUUAAGAAGAAAAUCAUCAUUAAUGCCUUUGACAUGUCAACCAUUGGGCACUUAUCGCCAGGUCAGUGGAAGAAUCCAGUAGACAAAUCAGCCACCAAGCGCGAUCUUCAGUAUUGGAUCGACCUAGCCAAGCUGCUUGAGAAGGGAGGUAUCAAUGCGCUCUUCCUAGCAGAUACCUACGGAGGCUAUGACACUUAUGAGGGGAAGUUGGAUAACUGCAUUCGUCGUGCAGCUCAAUGGCCUAUGACAGAUCCAACUAUUCCCAUCAGUGCCAUGGCAGCUGUGACGAGGAAUCUGUCUUUCGCUAUCACUGCUUCAACAUCCUUUGAGCCACCUUUUCUCCUGGCAAAGCGCUUCUCUUCAUUGGACCACUUCACUAGAGGUAGAAUCGGCUGGAACAUUGUCACAAGUUGGAAGAAGGCAGCUUUCAAAGCUAUUGGCCUGGACAGUCCUAUUGCACACGAUGAGAGAUAUGAGCAGGCCGAUGAGUACCUACGUGUCCUAUAUAAGCUUUGGGAAGGCUCUUGGGCAGACGAUGCCAUCUCCCCUGAUCCGGAGAACGAUAGCUAUGCGGAUCCCGACAAGAUCAGGACCAUCCAUCAUCAUGGCAAGUUCUUUGACUUGGACACUCGCCAUAUUGUCGACCCUUCACCUCAACGUACCCCAUUCUUGUUCCAAGCUGGUACCUCAUCAGCCGGUCAGACGUUUGCAGCAACUCAUGCAGAAGGCAUCUUCGUGUCUUCCCACUCACCCAAACUGCUCAAGCCCAAGAUCCAAGCAAUUCGCAAGCAGGCUGCUGAACUAGGCCGAGAUCCUCAGUCUCUCAAGUUCUUUGCGACUUUUACUCCCAUUGUUGGCCGCACUGAUGAAGAAGCCCAGGAGAAACUUAAGGAACUACAGAAGUACGCCUCGACUAUUGGUGGACUAGUUCUAGUUAGUGGGUGGACUGGCAUCGACUUAUCCAAGAUUCCACUUGACCAAGAACUCACCUCUGCGGACUCUCUAGAGCAGCACAAAGUUCAAAGUCUCCUUGACGCAUUCACUGUAACCAGUGAGCAUGUUCCGAAGUGGACGCCAAGAGUCAUUGCCGAGAAGGCUGGCAUCGGUGGACUUGGCCCAGUCUCUGUUGGAAGUCCCCAGACUGUUGCUGAUGAGAUGGAGCGUUGGAUCGAGGAGGGAGACUUGGAUGGCUUCAAUGUUGGCUACGUGACUACACCUGGAACUUUUGAGGAUCUGGUUGAGCUAUUGGUGCCUGAGCUCCGAAAAAGAGGUUUAUAUCAUGAGGUAACUAGUGAAGGGGGUCAUUCUCUGCGAGAGAAUGUCUAUGGAAUCGGACAAUCCAAGCUCCGGGAUGAUCACACCGGGUCAAAGUAUAAGUAUGAUGUGUUUAAGGAGGAAUAGUCUUCGGUCUAUAGCAUAGAGGUUCAGCUGCUGGCCAUGCCUUAGAUCAACUAGAGCAUGCAUGCACUCCAUAUGACAAAGCAUAAGGAUACAAACUAUGUGACCUCGCCUUAUAUAAAUAGCUUACCAAGCUUGAGAUG